AUGGAAGUCAAAGAAUGCAAUGACUUAACAGAGGAAAAUCAAUUUAUUGUGGAUGAUGUGAGUAAAAUUAUUAAAGAAGCGAUUGAAAAUUCUAUAGGGGGUAAUGCAUAUCAACAUAAUAAGGUAAACCAAUGGACAUCUGCUGUAGUGGAAUCGUGUUUGGGACAGCUUACGAAAUUGCAAAAGCCUUAUAAGUAUAUAGUGACUUGCACAAUAAUGCAGAAGAAUGGUGCCGGGUUACAUACAGCCUCUUCAUGUUUUUGGGACAACAAUACCGACGGUUCCUGCACCGUCCGCUGGGAGAAUAAGACCAUGUACUGCAUCGUCUCUGUAUUCGGAUUAGGCAUUUGA
This is a messenger RNA of Danaus chrysippus (African queen), 351 nucleotides long. The record is from the annotation of a GenBank genome assembly. Lineage: Eukaryota; Metazoa; Arthropoda; Insecta; Lepidoptera; Nymphalidae.